Molecule: messenger RNA, 395 nt
Organism: Marasmius oreades (fairy-ring Marasmius)
Lineage: Eukaryota; Fungi; Basidiomycota; Agaricomycetes; Agaricales; Marasmiaceae
Exons: 1
Coding region: 1-297 (98 amino acids)
Source: RefSeq, a predicted model, not a curated record
AUGAGCUCGAACAAGAGGAAUGGUUCUCCAGAACCAUACCAGCAAGAAUUUCAACCGAACCACUAUUGCUUACGCAAAACCUUGGCCGGCGCAGUCAAUAUCGAGGUCGUUCGAAUUCGUGAAGGAAAAUCGCAAGAUUUGCGCUCCGUUGAAGCUUGGUUUGGGGCUGACGCAAAGCUAGACCAACUCCAGGAGACUCUCGGUCCUGAUGAAUCUCCUCUCAGACUGCAACACGUCAACUUAGACUCAGCGCACCAAGGUCUGUUUGCAGCCCAACCUUGGAUUCCUACAAUCUAGAUAGCGUUCGGAGCGCCAACCAGCCCAACUCAUGAUAAGAUUUCGGCAACACGGUGCGAAGGGCUUCCAGGCAAUACGUCCUAAUCAAGAUUCACCGG